Molecule: messenger RNA, 1102 nt
Organism: Lingula anatina
Lineage: Eukaryota; Metazoa; Brachiopoda; Lingulata; Lingulida; Lingulidae
Product: mitochondrial pyruvate carrier 2
Biological process (GO): pyruvate import into mitochondria
Cellular component (GO): mitochondrial inner membrane
Source: RefSeq, a predicted model, not a curated record
AGUGUUAACUUCCGGUGUAAAUUAAGGCGCAGGCAGGUCAAAGAAAUCUUGAUAUAAACUGAAAGCAAGCAAGCUAUGUCCGCUCUUUAUAGAGCAGGUAUAAGGGUACUUGACAAGGCGGUUCCUGCCAAAUUCCAACCUUUUUGGAACCAUGAAGCAGGUCCUAAAACCAUAUUCUUUUGGGCACCAACCUUCAAAUGGGCUUUAGUGAUAGCAGGGCUAGCUGAUGUUGCCAGACCAGCAGAGAAAUUAAGUGUAAGGCAGGCAGGUGCUUUGGCUGCAACAGGGUUAAUUUGGUCCAGAUACUCCAUGGUUAUCAUCCCCAAGAACUGGAAUCUUUUUAGCGUCAAUAUAUUUGUAGCAAUAACUGGGAUAUAUCAGCUACAAAAAAUAUACUUUUACAGACAGGAACUAAAAAAGAAGGAGCAGGCAGAGGAAUCUUAACAUGGAGCAAAAUUAUAAUAUAUAUAAAUAUAUAUAUACAUAUAUGUAUGUAUGCCACCUAAUGGACAAUAAGUAUAGGAACCAAGGGAGUGGGCAAUCAGAUAUCUCUUUCUUGACUUACACUGCACAUAACUAUACCCACUAUCACUACUCAGUGACAUUGAUGUGUCAAUAACAAAGAUUUUUACAUGUAGAGAUUUUAUUUAAAGAACCUGAAGAUACUUUUAAAACCUAAAAGUUUACAGAAUGUUUGUUUGUUUGCCACAGUAUACUGUUGUUUGAACUGAGUUAUUUGUAAAAGUGUUUUAUGAAAAUUUGUGAAGGUUACUACUAGUAAUAAAUGCUAUUACUUCAUUGCAGUAUUAUUUGACAAUAUUUAAGAUGUCAUUUCUUUUCCCUAAAAUCAUUCAAGUUUAAAAAAAAUGGCAAAUUCUAUAAUUCAAAAAUGUGAUAUUUUAUGUUUGUGGAAAGCUUGUGUAGAGCACCUUUUUAGCUAUAGGUAGAGAGAUUAACAAAAUCAUUUUAAAAUUAACUGUUGGUGUGGUUUGUUAAGGAAAGAAUGUUUUUAUUAUUAUUAUGUAGUUAAAUACUACAUUCUUCAUAAUACAUGUAACUGUUAUGUAACAUAGGCUGUGAAGAUAAUAAAUGGUUUGUUGAA